AUGGCGGCCCUUAAACUUUUUUCGCUCGCCUCUGCGUCUGCGUUCUUGAUGGCGAACGCUGUCCAUCAAACCGCAAAGCAAACUUCAUUGACAGCGCAGGGAUCAUCGCCAACCUACACUGCAAAACUCGAGGAUGCUAAUGUGUGCCUCGAAGAAAUGAACGCUGCACGCGAAGCCGCUGGACUCGAACACUUCAAAACGGAGGACCUCCAUUGA
Molecule: messenger RNA, 216 nt
Organism: Eimeria mitis
Lineage: Eukaryota; Apicomplexa; Conoidasida; Eucoccidiorida; Eimeriidae
Product: SAG family member
Exons: 3
Coding region: 1-216 (71 amino acids)
Source: RefSeq, a predicted model, not a curated record